Bradysia coprophila is the source of this 2305-nucleotide messenger RNA. Its product is annotated as amino acid transporter heavy chain SLC3A1-like. Gene Ontology annotation, biological process: carbohydrate metabolic process. Lineage: Eukaryota; Metazoa; Arthropoda; Insecta; Diptera; Sciaridae. The record is from RefSeq and is a predicted model, not a curated record.
AAAUCUAUUCAUAGAAUAGACGACAGACGAGACGUAGAAUUUCGUAUUAGUGUCCAUAUUGCUAAAAGAAAAAUAAAUUUCAUCACCAGCGAAGUGUACAAAUUGAUUUCAAUUAAAUUCAAUUAACUUGCUUUGACACAGAGAACUUAUCGUUCUUUUGUUCAUCGAUUUGGUGCAUCGACGAUACUAAUAUUUUGAUUUGGUUUGUCCAACGCAAAUAUAUAUUCAUUUAAUCGCUUCAAGAGAAGUGACUAUGAAAGUUCAACGAGGUUUUAAUUGAAAUAAAAAAAAAAGUUCCGAUCGUAAGAAAGUGACUCGAAGUUCUCAAUUGAAACAGUGGAAGAAAUAAAAUUGUAAAAAUGAUGAACAACAUGGAAUUGUCUACGGAAACAGGAUUGAUUGGUGUUCAAAUACCUGUGUCGAUGAUCACGUCACCUUCGGUAUCCACAUUUCUUGCCGAAGAAGAGGCAUCCAUGUGUCCACUAUUACCGGCGACACCAAGUCCCCCGCCAAUGGAUUUUAUUCAUCCGCUAACACCCAGCACAGGCAUUGAAGAAAAUUUGACAGAUGUAGCAGAUGAUGGUCAAGCCGAGACUAGUAGCUCAUCGGGUAGUUCAUCUGGAAUUUGUAUGGACAUACCAGUUGCUGGGACAACUACUCUUUAUAACAACAAAAAUGUCUACCAAAAUUUAGGAAACAACAACGAAACCUUUCAGGAAAAUGGUACCAAACAGUACGCAAGUUUGAAUAUACAAAUUACAAACGACACACCAGGCUUUGUUCAUUGGAAUUGGCCGUUGAUACGAAAGUGUUCGUUCUUCUUUUUCAUUUCUGGAGUCGUUGCCAUGGCUGGCAUGGUUGUGAUGAUGAUCUUAUCACUGCCUAAGUCGUGUAAUCCCAAGACUGCGUGGUACAAAGGCACCGUUUUCUAUGAAAUAUUUCCAGCCAGUUUUCAAGACUUAAACGACGAUGGCAUAGGAGAUUUAAUGGGUUUGUCAGCACGCAUUGGUUAUUUGCACUCACUGGGCGUUGGUGUCGUUCGAUUGAAUUCCAUAUUUCCAUCAAAGCAUUACCCUGACCAUUUUCAAAAUGUUACAACUCUAAUGGACAUUGAUGAGGUUCUUGGCGGCAAAAAAGAAUUGAAAGUCGUUGCUGAUUCUUUGCACGCUAAAAACAUGUCUUUAGUACUGGAUCUGCCCAUUUAUCCGCUUAUCAGAGAACUGAGUGAACCACAGGAUCCUAAUAGUAUCGAAAACAACAAAACAGUUGCCGUACUUAGUACGGAUGACGACAGCGUGGAUGAUGAUGCCAUACUAAAAGCUCUGAAGCUGUGGAUUAGCCUUGGCGUUGAUGGCUUCUAUAUCAAAGGCUUGGAAAAUUACUAUGACGACCCGUAUUUGCUAGAAAAUGUUGGAUUGUGGAAGAAGACUAUUGGUUCUAACCGGAUUUUAAUCGUCAGCAAAACACUUUUCGAUAGAGUUGACCCGAACACGGCGAACGAACUUACUCGAUCGGUAGAUUUGGUAGAUGUAUACUUGGACAUCUCACAAGGGAGUGAAAAAGUAGCAGCAGAAAUAAAAAGCACAAUCCAAGGAGUCCUAGAACCAGGCGAUGGGCCAUAUAUCCAGUGGAGUUUAAGUGGAGUAUCACAACGACGUACCAGCGAAUUAUCACCGAAUACAACCCUAGCUGCAACCUUAAUGGAAUUGAUGUUGCCCGGAUCGCCUAGCAUAUUUUAUGGUGACGAAGUUGCGUUGCAGAGCGCCCACGAUCCACUGGGUGACCAUUCCGAUACCAAACAUCUACAUCAUUUGUCAACAAUGGAAUGGAAUACGACACAUCAAUUCACAGGCCGUAAAACUUUGCCAUGGUUACCAAGAGGUGCGGCUGUCUCAUUCGAAAACAUCGAUGAUGUUGCGGACAUGAUAUCUCUGAGGGAAGCAUCCCCGUCCAUUUAUCAAAACGUUAUCAGAAAGUCAUCGAAACCGGAACGGAACACUUCGGUCAAAAUUACACGGCACGAUGUGCUUAUAUUGGAGAGGUGGUAUCCCAGGCGACGAUCUUUCGUUUCGAUUACGAAUUUCAGUAACAGGAAGUUGUCGUUGGAUUUGUCGUCAAUGUUUUACAGUGGAGAAAUAGCCAUUGGUAAGCUAAAGGGCGAAAGAGUUCUAUUUUCAGAUUUUGAGAUCGGACCAACUGAGACGAUUAUUGUUCGGUUAGAUAAGUAGAAUGUGUUCUAGACUGUACUGUACGUUUAAUUGUAUAUUUUUGUUGAACAAUAAAGAAAAAGAAAUUGUUGGAAACU